Messenger RNA from Lepisosteus oculatus (spotted gar), 1898 nucleotides. It is a transcript of the gene tamalin, whose product is annotated as trafficking regulator and scaffold protein tamalin. Lineage: Eukaryota; Metazoa; Chordata; Actinopteri; Semionotiformes; Lepisosteidae. Gene Ontology annotation, molecular function: protein binding. The record is from RefSeq and is a predicted model, not a curated record.
GCUUUACAGCGGUGUGGAGCGAAACCCCCGAGCUCUUCGGGAACCCAGCACGUCUCGAUGCCAAGUCACUCGUCUCUGCUCCAGCCCCUCUCUUUGUGCACCUCUGUGAUCACAAGGCAGGACUCCAAUUAGAAGCGAAUUCCGACAUCGACGGCGAUAUUAAGAUCGUGUUGCCCCGUCGCUUUUGAAAUGUUUUUAAGCGUCUAACUCAUUCUUGAAAGAUGUUUCAACACAAAUCUGUCACAGCAGUAACGCGUUUCAUCGUAGCCAAUUCGGAUCUACUCUUUAUCGAGUCUCUCUGCAGCACCGCAGAGUCAACGGAAUACAUCACUCGUUUUAAAUAUUAGUUCCUCAGAAAAUGCUGUAAUUCGCAGGAGACUGCGUUCUGGGCGGUGUGUUUUUUUUUUUUUUUAGCAUGGUCUGAGUUUAAAAGUCCGAAAACAAAAGCUUCGUCUUUCAUUGAAAAAGAGGAACCUCGGAGAUACGUCCCUCCUCACCCCGCCCAUAACAGACUGCGCACAAAAAGUUUCUCCCGGGGCUGCGCUUUCAAAAGCAGCUGUAGAGGCAGCUAGGAACCGGGUCCACGGCGCGGCUCAUACUGACAGAGGACUCGUGUUUUCUGAGCUACGCGAACUUUCCCCGCCAGGAAAGAGCUUAGUGUUAUUUGCUAACCGGGAGUCCAACAUGAAGAACAUGACUUUCAGGAGGCUAAAGAAAGUCAACUCCAGCGACCCAGGGCGCUUGCCUUCGCACCACGACAGCGGCGACGUCUACCAGUCGUCCGCCUCGGACACCUACGGAACGGUGGAAAAGUGCAAAAACGCUUCGGACGUUUACAAUUACAAGACGCUGGCUUACUCCGGAGGAACACUGCCCAGGAAUUUUAAAAAGGGCGUGCCGCUGAAGUGGAAAUCCCUAACUCAGUCUCCCGAGCAACAGAGGAAGAUUGUUAUCCUAGAGAAGGAGGACCAGGAGACCUUUGGCUUUGAAAUCCAGACGUAUGGACUCCAUCACCAGAAUCUCAACUCGGUGGAGAUGUGCACCUUUGUGUGCAAGGUGUACGUGGACAGUCCUGCGUAUCAUGCCGGCCUCAAAGUUGGAGACACCAUUUCAUCUGUGAACGAUGUGAGCGUGGAGGGCUUUCGACACAAGGAGAUUGUUCAGCUUAUCAGGUCAUCGGGGAACACUAUCAGGUUGGAGACUGUGUACGGCGACUCCAUCCGAAAGGCAGAACUGGAGACCAGACUGCAGUACCUGAAGCAAACGCUACAUGAGAAGUGGGAUGAGUACCGGUCACUGAUGCUUCAGGAGCAGAGGCUGGUUCAUGGCAUCGUGAUGAACGACCCCGCCGUGUACGAGACCCUGGAGUCGGUUCACACCUACAUCUACGGCAGCAGCUCCGCGGCCCCCAGCCCGGCCUCCCACCGGCAGAUCUACUCCACGGGCAGCACCUGCAGCAGCGCCAGCUACCUGAGCGCCGCCACCGAGGGCAUCGAGGACCCCCUCUACCAGACCUGCCUGGACGUGGGCGACGCCGGCAGCUCGGGGCAGGUGGGACAGAACGGGGCCCAGAGCGUCAGGCUCGGCGGCGGCGACUUCCUCCCCCCGGCCAAGACGCAGCUCACCCGCAGCGCCAGCACCCGCAGCUACCAGAGAGGUGCAGGCGGCAGCUGGGACAGAUCGGGCAGCGGGCAGGGCAGCUGCGGGUCCUUACCACGCAAGCCCAAGCAGAAGAGCUUCCGAAGAAGGCUCCUCAAGUUCAUCCCGGGACUGAACCGCUCGCUGGAGGAAGAGGAGAGCAAGUUAUAACCCCCCAGCGGCUUUUCAAUGUAUAUAUUUUAUUUGUAUUCUUUUCUAAGUUAUUUAUUUAUUUUUGUUAUUCCUGGUUUAUUAAUUUU